CGCCUACCUAACGCCUCCCCCGUUGUCUGCAGUGACUCCCAUGCUGCCUCCACACCUCCUGCAUUUGCUCCAUCCUUGCAGUAAUUUAUUCCUCUGCCCAUCAUAGCAAACCCUCCCUCUGCCCGCCAUCGACACACAUCCCCUCACCACAACCUCCAUCUCCCAAAGUCCAUCCCGUCUUGGCGCGUUCCCAAAUGCGACACGAGAUCUCGUGAGGGUGGAUGGUCCAUCCAAUCUCAUCAUCUCAAGACGCGUGUGGGUGAAAUCUAGGCAGCAGCGGGCUUGGCUACGAACCAGUCACACCCCACUCGCUAUCGCGCUCGCCCAUGGCCAGCAAGCGCAAGUUCGACAACUUCGACCCCAACAAGUCGGACUCCGACGAUCUCGACUACGGCGCCACUUCCUCCCCUCGCGCUCGACCUCAAGCCCGCUCGCGCAAGCAGCAAAAGCUCGCGAGUCGGAAGCCUGCCAAAAGGCGUCGCGAGACCUACGAAGAUAGCGACGGGGAUAUUCUUGAGGACAGCGAGGCUGCCGAUAGUGACGAGGAGUCCUUUGCAGAGUCCAGUGAGGAUGAGGUGGAGCUGAAUCCCAAGACUGGAAGAAGCGUGAGGGCGACGGCGAAGAAGCCUGUACACUACGAAGAGCCCAGCGACGAGGAGGAAUUCAAAGAGGAGGAAGAGGACAGCGAGCACGAGAUCAAACCUGUCAAGAGAAGCAGCGCUGCACGAAGUGGCCGCUUGAUCGUCAAGCUCAAAGUUCCUCCCAGCGUGAUGGACGGCGGCCGAGCCACACGUCCACGGACGAACAGCAGGCCCAGCUCCCGCCGUGAACCUACUCCACAGGCUCAACCCACCAGCGCUACUGCGACGCGUAGGAGCAGUCGCAUCUCGCACAACGACGAGGAUCCGCUGGUCGCGUUGACGGAUUCCGGGAAGCAUGAACAAGUCACUCGCCCUGGCACUGCUACGCCGGAGCCCCCCGAGAGAAGACCAUCAAGAGGCGGCAAAAGCAUGAAGAAGCUCCCGAGUGCUAUCAUGGAGGCUUCUCAAGAGGACUCACAACCACCGCAAGUUCUUGCGGAUGAGGAGUUGAUGUCACAACUACAAGAGGCGGCAGGCCUAGAUUCAAAACCAAAGAUUGACCCUGAAUCACCCCAAGCUGACGAGCCUGUGCAAGACGAGAUCCAAAUGGAACUCGUUGACGAGGAAGAGCAGGUCGUUCCAGAAUCAGAGGAAGACGAUGGCCCUGUGCAGCGAGCUGGGCGAACUCUUCGGCAACGUCGCAAAACUCCUACCCCUCCUCCCGAGUCCCAACCACAACGCAGAUCGCUUCGCGCGAGAAAAUCUGGCGCCGUCGAACAAAGUAGCGACUUCGAGCCCGAUUUGGAAGGCGAGGCGGACAACGAAGAGGAUGUGUCUGACUCUGAAGAUCAUUUGAAAGUUCCUCAUGGGCGUAGUAGCAAUGAUGAGAGCGCAGGCGGAGGCAGGAGAUCUGGUCGACUGGCGCGCAAGACGGCGUCGCAGCGCAGCCGAUCUCAACGUCUCAAAUCUGACGAUGAUGACCAGCUGGAUCCCGAUGAGAUCGCAGAUGAAGCUGCAGACCUGGAAGAAGACCACAGGCGCAAUCGGCGUGAUCGGAAGAGGCCGUCGAGACGCAGUGAGAUUGCGUUUGAACCGAACCUGCGGAACCGGAGCAAUCGACCGGAUUAUCGCAUUCUUCGUCCCGAGCUUCUCCUGCCCAUCGAAGACGAUGAUGCUAUCCCACCUGCUGCCACCCCACAACGAGGGAAGCGUGGGGCUGCUGGAGCUUACCGCAGCCUCUUCUCAACCUUUGGUCCUUUCGGCGGCGCAGGAGGACCUCCACCCGUUUUCGGAGGUGCAGAAGGGGCCGGUGCCGGUGCGACUGCUGGCGUCGACUCUGACAGUAGUGAUGACGAGAUGGGUCUUGGUCGUGCUGGUCAGCAAGGGGUCGGCGGUGCGGUUGGCAUGACCCCUACUUCUGCCUUCCCCAAGCCAUAUGUGCCUCAGACGCUCAAUGCCGAUCCGAUACAAGGACCUGGAGGUGGCCCACCUGGUUUGGGCAAAGUCAAGGACCGAAAAGCACUUGCCGACGCUGAUCCUCUCGGUGUCGAUCCCAACGUCACAUUUGACGGUGUGGGUGGGCUGGAAGAUCACAUCAACCAGCUCAAGGAAAUGGUCUCUCUCCCUUUGCUGUACCCGGAGCUGUUCCUCAAGUUCCACGUCACACCUCCACGAGGUGUGCUCUUCCACGGUCCUCCAGGAACGGGUAAAACGUUGCUUGCUCGUGCACUGGCUUCCAGUGUAAGCUCGCAGGGCAAGAAAGUGACCUUUUACAUGCGAAAAGGAGCAGAUGCACUGAGCAAGUGGGUGGGCGAGGCGGAGAAACAGCUACGUCUGCUUUUCGAAGAAGCAAGGAAGAAUCAACCCAGCAUCAUCUUCUUCGACGAAAUUGAUGGACUGGCUCCUGUGCGAUCGAGCAAGCAAGAGCAGAUCCACGCGUCCAUCGUUGCGACUCUGCUCGCGUUGAUGGACGGCAUGGACGGCCGAGGGCAGGUGAUUGUCAUUGGUGCCACCAAUCGUCCAGACUCUGUGGAUCCUGCAUUGAGGCGACCAGGUCGGUUCGAUCGGGAGUUCUACUUCCCUUUGCCUGAUGAGAAGGCUCGGAGAGCAAUCAUUGACAUUCAUACCAAAGGAUGGGAACCCGCGCUCAAGCCAGACUUCAAGGAUCAACUCGCCGAGCUCACGCGAGGCUACGGUGGUGCCGAUCUGCGUGCUCUUUGCACUGAAGCAGCGCUGAAUGCGGUUCAAGGCACAUACCCACAGAUCUACACGAGCAAUGAGAAGCUGCUCAUCGACCCGGACACGAUCAAAGUGCUGGCCAAAGACUUCAUGAUCUCCGUCAACAAGAUCGUGCCUGCGUCCGAACGUUCAGCCGCAUCCGGCGCCGCUCCAUUAAGGAAGGACGUGGAGCCGCUGCUUCGCAAGCCAUUGGAGACGAUCACGAAUCUGGUCAAUCAUGCUAUCCCCCGAAAGCGAAAGGCGACGGCUUUGGAAGAAGCCAUGUACGAUGACCGAGAGGACCAGCAAGGCUUUGAGCGCGAGAACCUGCAGCGUCAAUUCGAGUCGGCUCGCAUCUUUCGGCCGCGAUUGUUGAUUCGAGGCGAGCAGGGCAUGGGGCAGCAGUAUCUUGGUGCUGCGUUGCUGAGCAAGCUUGAGGGUUUGCAUGUGCAGAAUUUUGAUAUGGCGACUUUGAUGAAGGAUUCUUCGAGGUCCGUCGAAGCCGCUAUUGUGCAGCAGUUCGAGGAAGUCAAGCGUCACAAGCCCAGUGUCAUCUUCAUCCCGAACAUCGACAUGUGGUAUCGAACGCUUGGAGACUCUGCCAUUCGCACAUUCACUGGCCUGUUGCGCAGCCUGCCGCCCACCGAGCCUGUCCUGCUUCUUGGUAUACUCGAGAAGGGCCCAGACGAUAUUGACGAGGACACGAGGAAGUACAAUGCCGCACUGGAAGGCCGAAUGAUCCGCGACCUCUUUGGUUACUCCAUGAAAGACCAAUUUGAGCUUGCACGACCAGAUGAGGCGGCUCGACACGAAUUCUUCACCUCCAUCGUCGACUACAUUCGCAAGCCUCCAUCGGACUUUCCCGAGGCGGAGAAUAGAAAGAAGAGAAAGCUCGCCGAGCUGCCCAUCGCACCUGCCGCGGCCGAACCACAAGGCCCGAGCAAAGAAGAUCUCAAGGCGCAGAAGAAGAAGGAUCGGCAGACGCUGAACUUGCUGAAGCUGCACAUCCAAAGCGUCAUGGAUCAGAUCAAGCUCAAGUACAGGAAGUUCCGCAAUCCUGUCGUUGAGGAUCGCGAUAUUGCGUACUUGUACGAUGAGCAGAAUCCGGAGGUGCUCACCACCGAUCUGGGUGAGGAGCAGAGACGCCAGCAGCAGCUGUUCCGGCCGUACGAGUUGAGCAAGGACGACAAGGGCGCGCCUGGAAUCCUCGAAGUCGCUUCGGGCAAGUUUUACUACAAUCUGGAGAUUGUCACGAUUGAGAAGCGGCUUUCGAACGGGUACUACAAACGCCCGAAGGACUUUCUCGCGGAUAUUAAGCGGCUGGCGAAGGACGCGAAGGCGCUGGGCGACCAGGAUCGCACGUUGAAGGCCAAUGAGAUGCUGGCUAAUGUGGAGGUUGACAUGACUACGCUUGAGCAGACGCAGCCUGCGCUCUGCGCUGAGUGCGAGGCUGUCUACCAGCGUGAGCAAGCUCGUGAGUACGAGCGUCUGCAGAAGGAGAGGGAGGCACAGCGACGAGGGGAAGAUGUGCCCAAGGUCGUGCCCAAUGUCCCGCCGGCGCACGUCUCCAACACGACCACCGAGACCUCGGGGCCCGUCAAUCUCGGCCUUGAAGUCCCGGGUGGUCGGCCGCCGUUGUUCCCCAUCACACCCAGUCGCUUUGGCCACGGACCAAGCCCGCUCUCCAAUCCAUGGAGCACGACGAACGGCAGCCAUCCAUCUGCGCACACCAACGGCUCCAUCGUGCCUUCGCGACUGCAACAGGAUGACUCGGAGAUGAUGAUCGAUACCGAACACCAACACGGAUCACCCACUUCACUCAGCCAGCCCAACACCCAAGGCCAGCUGACACAACACAGCGCCCACACGCGCAUCGCCCAGGGCUCGCAACCCGAACAUUACCAUAACAGCGCCUCAACCACCACCUCGGGACAGAAGACCAGCUCGAAGGACAGAAGCAGUGGUCCGUCUGUUCUUACGCAGCUUUCGAAUGGCGUCCACCUCCCCGGCGGCGCUGGUGGUGCCGACCACCCCGACUUCUCCAUGUUGCCGGAAGCCCGUGGUGGAAGCCAAUUACCUGAUACGCAGGAGCAGCUGGGGUACGGAUCGUCAUCGCAAUCUUCGCCUCCAUACAUGGCUCAUCCCGUGCCUGCGCCGCCACCCCAACAGCAGCAGGCAGACCACCAAGACCAACCCCGCCGCGGCUCUAUCAGCGCCGUCCUGAACCCCCCAGCUGAAACCACCACCACAACCAGCCACGAAGACCCCGCAGGCAACAAAUCCCGCAUCCUCCUAGACCAAGACUCCGCCGCCCUCCUCCUCAUCCAACUCGUGGCCGCCUCAUCCGGCUUGUCGGUCGAGCAGCUCGAGCAGGUCAACGCGAGCAUGAUGCAUGUGGUGUGGGGCCAGCGGGGGAAUUGGAAUCGCAACCAGGUGCUGCACAGUGUUAAAGAUGCGUUUAAUGCGACGGUGGCGGAUAUUGAGGCUUGUCAGCGCGUGUUGGAUCCGAGUCAGCCGAAGUAGGGGGGUUUUUUUGAUUCUUUGCUUGUGAUGGAGGGAAGUGGGGGUUGGCUUGUUGGAUGGGUAGGGGGUGUGUGUGAGAGUUCCUGGCUGUAUGUUUCAUGAGGUGA
Messenger RNA from Neohortaea acidophila, 5428 nucleotides. RefSeq lists its product as uncharacterized. NCBI's taxonomy places the organism in Eukaryota, Fungi, Ascomycota, Dothideomycetes, Mycosphaerellales, Teratosphaeriaceae. Gene Ontology annotation, cellular component: nucleus. The transcript is spliced from 2 exons. Gene Ontology annotation, biological process: positive regulation of transcription by RNA polymerase II. The record is from RefSeq and is a predicted model, not a curated record. Gene Ontology annotation, molecular function: chromatin binding; ATP hydrolysis activity; ATP binding. The coding region runs from base 327 to 5321 and encodes 1664 amino acids.